CAGUGCUCAGUACGCAAACGGCCGCCGCCGCAGAUUGUCGUGUUCGACGUGCCGAACGAUAUUCGCACUGUGUCAGCUGCUCCUCACAAUAUAAUAUAUAUUUGCGUAAUUUUUAAUCGCAACAAUAAAAGACUCGUGACCGUAUACCACACACACACACACCGACAAAGACGAUUUUCGACCAUGCGACCGAUCUCUUGCCGUUGACCGCGGCUCGACCGAACUUUACCGCCCCUCACACAACCCCACCCGCGACCCAAUAUUACCGCCAUCGUACUGUUUUCAAAAUAGAUAAUAAUACAUUCGAUUCGUGUUUUUUUUUUAAUUAUAUUUUAAAUUUUUGAUUUUAAAUUCGCGCAAGUCGUACGGCCAACGCGAUAUGACCGCCACCAACGGGUUCAUCAUCGGCGACGGUUCUUGGAACCUGCAGAUCUACGUGUCCGAUCUGCAGGUGGAACGGACGCUGCGGGUUAAGGGUGACCUCCACAUCGGAGGGGUCAUGCUCAGACUCGUCGAAGAUUUGGAUAUAGCCAUGGACUGGUCGGAUCACGCUCUCUGGUGGCCAAACCGUAACUCGUGGCUUACCAGGACCCGGUCGACGUUAGAUCAGUAUGGAGUGCAAGCUGACGCCAAGCUACAAUUCACCAGAAUGCACAAAACUGCACGCAUCCAGUUGCCGGACCUCCGGUACGUGGACAUGCGCGUGGACUUCUCCAUAAAAACGUUCAACGCCGUCAUACAGAUAUGCAAAGAGCUGAAUAUCAGACACCCAGAAGAGCUGUCGUUGAGCAAGCCAUUGGAACCGUAUCAUCUGAAGCACAACAUGAAGGAAAUGCAAUACAACGGCGGUCAAACGCCAUCGGCCGACACCAACUCGUUCGCCAUCAACAGCCACAGCCCGUCCGGCUCCACCGGAAGCCUUGACAUGACGUCUUCGCCGUUCAUAUGCGCUCCACUCAAACAUCAUUCUACGCCGAUCAGCUCACCUGUGUCUCAAAAUGGCACUUGGAAGAAAGGAUACAGCAAACCGGAAAUGAACGGCAACGUAACGUCACUAGAAAUGUUAAACGGUUCCCUCGAUACGUCUUUGGCCAACAGCCCACUUUCGCUAAAUCAAGAGGUGCGAAACAAAGUCUUGAAACCUAAGUCGUUGGUAGAAAAAGCUAGAAUGAACGUGGCGUGGUUGGAUUCGUCACUUUCGAUUAUGGAACAAGGCGUCAGGGAAUAUGACUUGUUGAAAUUACGGUUCAAGUUCUAUUCUUUCUAUGAUUUGAAUCCCAGGUUAGAUUCUGUACGCAUAAAUCAAAUUUACGAACAAGCCAAAUGGAGUUUGUUGAGCGGUGAAAUUGAUUGUACCGAAGAGGAAGCUUUAAUGUUUGCUGCACUACAAGUUCAAAUAAAUCUAAAAGCCAGUGUACCACAACCGCUUAUGGAGACGUCAGGUGGAGACGACGAUAUCGAUGCUGCUUUGUCAGAUCUUCAAAUUACGCUUGAAGGGUUCCAGCCACAGAGCAAUGUCAACAAUUUGACACAUGCACCAGAGUUGUCUGAUUACUUGAGAUUUUUGAAGCCAAAAAAGUUUACACUGAAAGCGUUUAAACGGUAUUGGUUCACAUGCCGAGAUUUGCAUUUGCGGAUGUACAAAACAGCGGAAGACGCCGAAGUCGGUGCCCUUCCCGUGUACAGUGUCAGUCUGAAGGGAUGUGAGGUGACACCAGACGUGAAUAUUUCUCAGAACAAGUUCGGCAUAAAGCUGGAAGUGCCCAGUUCAGAUGGCAUGACCGAGAUGUGUAUCAAAUGCGAUAGCGAAGAACAGUACGCAAAAUGGAUGGCUGCUUGUAGACUGGCGGCAAAAGGACGCCCGUUAUCCGAUCACUCUUACGAGUCCGAAGUCAAAUCAAUCAAAGCGUUCCUCGAGAUGCAACAUCCGUCGAUUAUCCAGUCGCCCGUCAUUAGCCCGUCUUCGUUGGACAUCACGGUCGAGGAUUACAUACCGCACAGGUUUUCCAGAAAACUCAAGGGAAAAAUGGUUCAGCAGCGCAUACUCGAAGCUCACGCCAACCUCAAGGACCUGACUUUGAUGGAGGCCAAGAUGAACUACAUCAAAGCGUGGCAGUCGUUACCCGAGUUCGGCAUCUCGCUGUUCGUCGUCAAGUUCAUGGGCCACAAGAAAGAGGAGCUGCUGGGCAUAGCGUACAACCGAUUGAUGCGCAUGGACGUCGCUACCGGCGAUCACAUAAAAACAUGGAGAUAUAACACGAUGAAGGCGUGGAACAUCAACUGGGAAGUCAAACACAUGAUGGUGCAGUUCGAAGAGGGCAACAUAAUAUUCGCCUGCCAAUCGGCCGACUGCAAAGUAAUACACGAAUUCAUCGGCGGUUACAUAUUCUUGUCGAUGCGUUCUAAAGAGGUGAACCAAACGCUGAACGAGGAGCUGUUCCACAAAUUGACCGGCGGCUGGUCAUAAUAACAUGGCCACGAGUGUCACGUCGGCCGGCGUAGGGCGAGAUGACGACCAUAUCAUUCGUUUCGCUCUACCCAUCCUCGUACGAAACAAUCGAACAAACGAGAUACGGAUGGAAAUAGAAAAUGUACAUAUUGCGCAUAUUAUAAUGAUAUUUAUUUAUUUUUUCCUCGAAUUUAGCCGGCUACUCCGAAUGUGUAGCGGCAAGUUUCGAGGGCGAUAUACGACAGAGAGGGGAGGUCCGUUUGUUUCCUUGUUUACGUUUUUUUUUUUUUUUCUGUAAAUUAUUAUAUUAUUAUAACAAAUUGCGUUAAUAUGUUGUUUGCCCGUUUAUUGCUAUAACAUGUUUUAAACGAUUAUAAUAUAUAUUGUUUAUUUUCGUUGCGUAAUAUUAAACAAAAGUAUUAAAACACUUAGUAGUAAGAAGUUAAUAUGAUAAUAAUAUUUGUACUACUAUACAGUUUUUAGCGUGUAGGCAAAAUAUAGAUUUAUCAUACUUUAUGUAAUAAAAUAUACAAUAUUAUGAUAUUAUGAUAAUUAUUAUAAACUGCUAAUAAUAUAGGUUAAUGAUAUAUGUAUGUUGUUAUGUAAAAUGUGCGCAGACGCUAAAGGGUUGGUGCCGACACGAAACGUUUCUUCUGUUCGUUUGGCUUCUGUGUUCUUACUAAUAACUUAAAGUAAUAUUAUCGUUUAAGAAUAACAACAAAUUUACAACAUUCUGCGUCCAUAGUUAUUAUAUAAUAUGUUAUAUUAUCCGCGUGUAAAACAGUAUGUAUUGUCAAAAUGUGUUGUAUUAUAUAAUACAACACGGAGAGAUUAGUUCGUUUUAUUGUGUAAAGUUAUCAGCUUGUAUUUUUAUUACAAUUUUAAGUCGAACAUUUACUAACAGGGAACCUUUACACAGGUAAUUGAUACCUAUAUAUUUCUGUUUUAUAUUUCUAUGACAAAACCACAGUCAUAUACACGGGUUUAUUGAUUGUUAAAAAACAUUAAUAAUUAUUUUUUUGAAAUUUAAUUUAACGAUAGUAUUUAUAAUAUAGUAUAAUUUCACAAAUACACUAGUCUAUUAUUGUGUGUUUAUAUAAUAUAUAUAUAUGUAUGAAAAAAUCGUGAUUGCGCCACAGGUGUUAUAUAUA
Messenger RNA from Rhopalosiphum maidis (corn leaf aphid), 3600 nucleotides. RefSeq names its product unc-112-related protein-like. Gene Ontology annotation, biological process: cell-matrix adhesion; integrin-mediated signaling pathway. Gene Ontology annotation, molecular function: integrin binding. NCBI's taxonomy places the organism in Eukaryota, Metazoa, Arthropoda, Insecta, Hemiptera, Aphididae. The record is from RefSeq and is a predicted model, not a curated record. The coding region runs from base 380 to 2467 and encodes 695 amino acids. The transcript is spliced from 10 exons. Gene Ontology annotation, cellular component: cytoskeleton; cell-substrate junction.